AUGUCCGAGUCUGAGAGCUUCGACGUCGUCCAGCACGACGAGGUCCCCCCCGUCGAGCCCAUCGCCGAGGACGAGCCUGCUGCUGAGACUGCUGCUUCCCCGGUUGCUGAGACUGCGACCUCUGUGGCCUCGACCUCGACUCCCACUUCCCCCGAGGCACCGGCCAAGGCGAAUGGCGAAUCGAAACCCCUCGUGAAGCGCCCUGGAGUUGCCUCCACCACGGCUACCCGUCGCCCUGGUGUCACCUCCACUGCUACAGCCAAGACUGCUGCCAGCACCCGUGCCCCUGGCGGCCUGAGCAAGCCUCCCACGCGACCCCCGGCCCCUACUGUUCGCCGGCCCACGACUGCCACCUCGGUGUCGAGCCACAAGAGCCGCCCCAGCGUGAGCGCCAGCGAAGACGAGAAGAAGUCGACCACCUCCUCGCGAAGGGCGAGCUCCAUCUUAUCGAGCCCUGGCAAGGCCGCCGCUGAGAGGAGGACUCUCGCCUCGGCCGGCUCAACUACUGCCACCCGACGACCCGGCACCACUCCCACCACCACGACCCCCCGAACCACAACUGCGCGAGCUUCACUGAGCGGUUCCGCCACCUCGGCCACGAGGACGGCUGCUACCCGCGCCGGUGUUACCCCAUCCACUGCCGACGCCCGAAAGAGAUUGUCUACCGCUGGCACCCCGACCGCUACCGCACGAACUGUCCCCCGAACUGCGGCCGGUUCUGCCGAGGCCACCAAAGAGAUUGAGGCAUUGAAGGCUAAGCUGGCUGCUGGGGAAGCCGAGAUCGAGGCCCUGAAGGCCCAGGUCAAGUCUUCUGAGGAUAAGAUUGCUGGACUCGAUGAGCAGCUGACCAAGGAGUCUUCUGGUGUUCAUGAUGUCGAGGAGAAGCUUCGCCACGAUAACGACGAGGCUGUUUCCACCCUCAAGUCCGAGCACGAGUCGGCCGUCGCCGCCCUCGAGGCCCAGGUUUCCGAGGCGGCUGAGAAACUUGAAAACGCCGAGACUGAGCUCCAGAAGCACCAAUCCGACCUCGCCGAGGCUGUCAGCGCCAAGGAGGCGACCGCGGCUGAACUUGAGGCACUGAAGACCCAGCUCGAGACGGCCCAGGCCGAGAGCGAGGAGAAGGCCAGCUCCAGCCAGGAUGCCCUCCAGAAGGCCAUCGAGGAGCACGCGUCCAAGAUUGAAGAGCUCAAGUCUACUCUCGAGGCUGAGAAUGCUUCUGCGAUUGAUGCCCUCGAGGCCAAGCACAAGGAGGAGCUCGACAAGGGCCAAGCUGAUAACGCGUCUCACGAAACCGCCAUAGCCGACCUGAAGUCCGCCCACGAGUCCACCAUUGCCGACCUUCAGAAGAAGAUCGAUGAGCUUUCUGCCUCUCAAUCAGCCCUAGAAUCCGCCAGCGACGAGAAGCUCAAGUCUGAGCAGGAGGCCCAUACCACCAAGAUCUCUACCCUCGAGGCUGAAAUCGCGGAGUCCAAGACAGCGCUCGAGGCUGCCGAGAAGGCCACUGAGACCGCUGAGGCUGAGGUCGAGACUUUGACCGGUGAGGUUAGCAAGCUUCAGGCCAGCCUGUCCGAGAAGGAGACAGAGCUGGAUGAGGCCAAGCAGGAGCUCGCCAAGGCUAAAGAAGAGGUCGCUAGCCUACAGGCCAAGGCCGAGGAGGCGGAGGCUGCUCUCGCCGGCAAGGAUGACGAGAUCUCCAAGCUCAAGGACAUGCACGACGAGCGCAUGAAGAUUGUCUCCCGAGAUUACGAGACCGAGAUUGAGUCUCUCCGAGGUGACGCCUUCUUCAAGCGCAAGUUCGAGGAGCUGGAGAGCCAGCACAACGAGCUCCAGGCCUCAUCGUCCGAGGCUACCAAGACCCACGCCAAGGCCCUUGAGGCUGCCAAGGAGGAGCACGCUGCUGCUGUUGCCGCUCUCGAGGCCAAGGAGGCCGAGCACCAGAAGAACCUUGAUGCCCUCCUUGCUAGCCAUGCUGAGGAAUUGGAGUCUUCCAAGACCACUGCUUCUGCAGACAGAGAGGCUCAGAUCAAUCAGCUCGAGGCUCUGAAGGAAAGCCAUGCCAAGCAAAUCGAGGUGCUGAAGGGCGAUAAUGACGAUGCCCAUCAGAACCAGGUCACGACGCUCAUGGCUUCCCAUGCCGCUGCCGUGCAGGCCCUCAAGGAUGAGCACGCCAUCGAGACUGAGGGGCUAGUCAGUGGUCAUCUGUCUAACCUGACUGCGGUCCAGGAAUCUAGUGAGGCUGAUCACGCAGCUGAGAUUGCUACGCUCAAGGCUGAGAGCCACGCUGAUCGACAGGCCGAUGCCACCACUCAUGCCGCCGAGAUGAACGCUCUCAGGGAGUCGCUUGAGGAUGCCAAGGAUGCCAGCGACAAGGCCCACACGGAUGCGUUGGUCAAGACAAAAGCGGAGCACGAGGCUGCUCUAGCUGCCUUGAAGGCCGAGCUUGAGUCAGCCAAGGCUGAUGUGGAGAAGGCUGAGGCUGCAACCCAGGACGCCGUCGACAGGGCUACCUACGAACUCGAGGACAGGCAUAACGCCGAGGUUGAUAAGCUCAUUUCGAUGAACGGAGAGGCCUUGGACAGGAUAAAGAACGAGGGCUCGGCCGCCAAGAAGGAGCUCCAGGAGCUGAGCGAUACCCACACCAAGGCUAUCGAGGACCUGAUGGCUGAAUUCAGGAACAGCAACGCGUCCCUGGAGAACAAGAUUGCCCAGCAAACCGCUGCCCACGCCGAGCUUGAGGCAUCUCUGAAGGAGGCCCAAGAGGCCCUCGUCGCAUCGCAGCAGGAGGUUGAGGAGCUGGCUCACCAGCUUGCCCAGGAGAAGAUGGAGCGCAUGACCGCUCUCGCCGAGCUGGACGCCGCCAAAAACGUCAAGCCCGACACCUCUGCGGCCGACGCUCUCAAGGAGCAGCUUGUGGCCGCCAAGAAGGCUCAGGAGGAUGCUGCUGCUGCCGCUGAGACUGAGCUGAAGUCGGUCCAGAGUGACCUCGAGUCUGCCCAGGACGAGGUGACUACCUCACAGGCCAAGAUCUCCAGCCUAAAGGAGGAUAUUGAGCUGGCACAGAAGGACCUCGAGGCUUACAAGGCUGAGGCCGAUGCGAAGCACAAGACCGCCCUAGCUGACUACAACGAUCUCAACGAGAGUAUGACGACUCUGGUUGAGGAGGCCCAGAUCAAGGCCAAGGACCUUGAGGCCAAGCUUUCGGAGACCACCACCAAGCUCCAGGAUGGAGAGAAGAAGGUGGAGGAACUCGAGGCUCAGCUCAAGGUCAAGGCCGCCGAGGUUGUCGAGGCCAAGGCCAACGCCGAGGCAGCCAAGCCCAAGGGCCUUGCGUCUAGCCAAUUCGCCAACGGAGAGGAUGGUGAGGGCGCGGCUGCCAAGGACGACGCGGCGGAAGGUGAGGAAAUUGACGAUCAUUCCUCGGCAGCACUUGCUUUGAUAAGUAAGGCGCGGUUGACGGUGAAGCAAAUCGAUUCCCUCGAUAGGGAAAUGAGGGAUCGCAACUUGCAAGCACUAAACUCGAUCACUGGUGUCAAACAAUUGUCCUAA
Messenger RNA from Ilyonectria robusta, 3546 nucleotides. RefSeq lists its product as uncharacterized. NCBI's taxonomy places the organism in Eukaryota, Fungi, Ascomycota, Sordariomycetes, Hypocreales, Nectriaceae. The record is from RefSeq and is a predicted model, not a curated record. The coding region runs from base 1 to 3546 and encodes 1181 amino acids. The transcript has 4 exons.